AUGCGUGAACUAUAUGAUUUGAUUACCGGCAAGAAUAUCGACCAUCAAACGUUCGAAAGCGUCUCGACAAUUAUACAGAAAAGGUUCACCAAUGCGGGCAACUGGUUUCAGGUCGGAUCAGCCCUUGCUUUACUGCUGCUACAGAACGAUCUGACUUAUCCGUUUAACCGGCUAGCGGGUAUCUAUGUGCUGUACGACAUACGACGCAAAGAGCAAGCGGAGUCGCCGUUUUACCUCUUUUUAGCUCGAUUUCUGGAACCCAUCGGUGGUGUGACGCCGAACAACAACCGGCGACAGAUGGUUGAGCUAAAAUUCAUACACCUGCUGUUGUCAAACGGUGAUCCCGAGAUUGAUAAAAAGUCUCCGCGAAUGUUUUGUCAAGCUUUUGCCGCCUUGCCCACACCAAUCGGUCCGGCCGAAAUAGCGUUUGUGAAAGCGAAAGCAACGGAACGGUUGAAAGAGUUCCCGCUGACCGUACGAUCGAACGUGGUGAACGUAGUGCCAGCGAUUGCGGUUCUACCCGGCCGGGAACCAGCCCUCAAAAACUACACCGGGCCGACCAUCGAAGAGCUCAUCAACGGCAUGACACUGAAUCCGAGCAACCCCCUAACGAAUGCUCUUGGGCCUACUUUUAUGUCCGUGGCGCCUCCAUUGCUGACCUGUGAGGAUGAACUUAUUUGGCUUGAUUUAGGCAGCCCGUCCUACCACAAACCCGUCUACAACAGUUGCAGCGAUGCGGAACCAACACCGGACAAAUGUUUGCAGACGCUACUCGAUCAGUCGUUUAGGCAAGCUUUAAGCAUUGCGGACCAGCAAACGCUCGUGAACGAGCUGGAGAAGGACACGCAACAAACGCAUCUUUCUUGCGUUACACCGGAAAAGCUUCCCAACUUAGUCGAGUACAAUCCAACGAUUGCUAUCGAAAUAUUGAUGCGAAUGCUAAAAACGCGUCAUAUCGAGGCUUACCUGGAAGCUAUCGUUGAUAUGGAGCUGUCCCUGCAUUCGAUGGAAGUGGUGAAUCGACUUACCACGUCCGUCGAUUUGCCGGUAAGCUUCGUGCAUCUGUACAUCGUCAACAGCAUCGGUACGUGUUCCACGAUCCGAGACAAGUACAUGCAGAAUCGGUUGGUUCGGUUGGUCUGCGUGUUUCUGCAGAGCCUGAUCCGGAACAAGAUCAUCGACGUGAAGCAGCUGUACAUUGAGAUCGAAACGUUCUGCAUUGAGUUUAGCCGGAUACGAGAAGCUGCCGCUCUGUACCGAUUGUUGAAGCAGCUGGAACUGGACCAGGGCACUGUGGCGGGAAGCUCCGGUACGUCUGCCGGUGCGGUACAGCCACCGAAGGAAUCUUAG
This is a messenger RNA of Anopheles marshallii, 1350 nucleotides long. RefSeq names its product CCR4-NOT transcription complex subunit 11 (gene Not11). Gene Ontology annotation, biological process: negative regulation of translation; mRNA catabolic process. Gene Ontology annotation, cellular component: CCR4-NOT complex. Lineage: Eukaryota; Metazoa; Arthropoda; Insecta; Diptera; Culicidae. The transcript has 5 exons. The record is from RefSeq and is a predicted model, not a curated record. The coding region runs from base 1 to 1350 and encodes 449 amino acids.